AUAAACUGAUGGACAGCCUACUUUACAUUGACGACUACUUGGAUGUGAUUGAAGCACUUCAGCUUGAUCUUCAAAAGAACUUUACCUUACUGAAAGAAAUGGAUGGCUAUGCUCAAGAAUCCGUUGUAUCUACAGCUCAAAUGGCUAUUGAUUUGAUUGAUAAUAUUGACAGAUUUGAAGCUGAUGUGAGAUUUGAAAAACUACAACAAUUGAUAGAUCUUUUGACGGAGACAUCAAAACGUACAAGUGAAAAGGCGACACUGGCCAAGGUCACAGUUGAAGCAGUAGAGAAACACUGUAACCGACUGGAUGCUGAUUUAGUUAAAUUUGAAGAAACCAAUACGAGUGGAAAUAUUCAUAUAGUGUCACUUCCUGGACUGACGCCUUCAUCAAGAAGUUUAGUUGCUAAACUAUCUGCCUCAAAGGACCCAUUGAAUCAGGAUGUGUUGGAGAAGAGAGAACUAGCGGCUAAAAAGAGAAGAAAGGAGGAUGUUCGUCUAAAGGCAAGCAGCAGCAGCAGUAACAACAACAACAACAAUAGUAAUAAUAGUAAAUCAAAAACAUGGCCAAGAAGAAAAAAUGCCAAAUUAAAAUCAUCGGAUAUGGACAUGUCUGUUGAUCCAAAUGAACCUCUUUAUUGUUACUGUCAACAAGUAUCUUAUGGUGAAAUGGUUGCUUGUGAUAAUGCUGAUUGUGAAAUCGAAUGGUUCCAUAUUGCCUGUGUCGACUUGAAGACAGUACCCAAAGGCAAAUGGUAUUGUGAUAACUGUACGCGAUAUAAAGCAAAGCAACGACGAUAAAAAUUAAAAAUAAAAAGCUCUUUAUGCAAACUAUGUGACACAG
Molecule: messenger RNA, 843 nt
Organism: Rhizopus microsporus ATCC 52813
Lineage: Eukaryota; Fungi; Mucoromycota; Mucoromycetes; Mucorales; Rhizopodaceae
Exons: 7
Coding region: 9-800 (263 amino acids)
Biological process (GO): regulation of DNA-templated transcription
Source: RefSeq, a predicted model, not a curated record